Molecule: messenger RNA, 1276 nt
Organism: Lineus longissimus
Lineage: Eukaryota; Metazoa; Nemertea; Pilidiophora; Heteronemertea; Lineidae
Product: ecdysteroid-phosphate phosphatase-like
Exons: 2
Coding region: 74-1276 (400 amino acids)
Molecular function (GO): protein binding
Source: RefSeq, a predicted model, not a curated record
UUCCUCUCCAAAAAGUGGAAGGAGUCGCCUCCCAAGUAUUCGCAAGCAGGAUGCGGCUCCUCUCCAAACCCUCAUGCAUAUGGGAUUUCCUAAAGAAAGAGUGGAGAAGGCCCUUGCUGCAACAGGCAACAAUGGGGUUCAGCUGGCAACUGAUUGGUUGUUAUCCCACUUAAAUGAUCCAUGCCUUGAUAUGAACACUCCUAGAGACUACUUUGUCUACUUGUGCCCAAAGGGUAAUCUGUUGCGAGAUUUGCAAGAUUUCUGGGUGACUUCUGCUGCUAAACGUGGGCGGAAUAAGGCGCAUAACUACUUCCCUCACAUAACAUUGUGUCCUAUGUUCAAGGUAGAGGACUCAAAAGUUGACGUGAUGGUGAAGCUCUUCGAAAAGGUGAUUGACAGAUUCACCAAUGAAUCUCAUAGACUUGGCUUAGAAUACUUUGCAUCAGAUAAUUUUAUUGGAAUGUUUGUAACAGAGGAGGGUGAACAAUUUAUGAAGAAAGUAGAGACAGACUUAGCAGAGGAGGCCAAGUCAAUAGGCGUAACGCUAGAAAACUACAAGAAACAGCUGCACUUGUCACUUGCCUAUAAGUUCUACCCAAAACACAAAGCCAUGUUGGAGAGUUUGGCCCAUAGGGUCAAUACAACUGCUCAGACUGGAUGGGAUUUCAGACUGAACUCAAGAGAUCCGAGAAGUCGGGAUACAGAGGUUAAAAAGGUCCUAGGUAUAAACAGCGCAUUUUACCCCGAUGAGCUGGACCUCUUCCCUGGAGACUUUAUCCUUGUGAAUGAGAAAACAAAGGAGAUAUAUGGUUGGAGUGAGGGGACGUCUUGGCUGACUGGGAUAUCGGGCAGGUUCCCUUUGGCUUAUACGGAACCUACAGCAGAGACGGAUACAUGGAUAAAACAUGUGCAACGACCAUAUUAUGCUGCCGCCUGCAGCGAGCCUGAGCCAAUGGAGAAUGAGGUAUCAGUUUAUGAGACAAUAUACAACAGUCACACUACUAAUAACACUCCUGAACUACUCAAGUCAACCAUCCCAAUACAUGAAAAUGGUCCCCGUCAUGUCUAUGUGUUACGACAUGGAGAGCGGAUAGAUUUCCUAUUCGGUCGACGGUGGUUGGAGGAAUGCUUUGACGAACAAGGAAAUUACUCCCGGCAAGAUCUAAAUCAGCCAAGAAGGGCUUCUCCUGAAGUUACUCGAGAUAGGAAUCCAAGGGAAAAUGCACAACUGGCUACGAAACUUCCUUCACAACCGCAGCGCAAGAGUGAAAAUUGA